AUGGAUCUUAUUGCUAUGGUUCGAACAUACAAAAAGAGAAAGGAACAAGAAAGAAAGUCAUAUGCAACUAGCCAAGCAAUGAUAGAUGUCUACAAUUCUGUCAUGUGUAAGCAGAUGUCUGCCAACCAUGCUUCCAUGCAUUAUGGAGUUGAUAAAAAGGCUCUUUUAAGAAGAGUACGAGGGGAAAUACAAGUAAAUUCUCAUCCACUCGAGCGAACUGUUUUAACAUCUAAGCAAGAAGAAGAACUGGCAGACUGCCUUAUUGUGUUAGCUGAAUGGGGUUGGGGUUUUAGUAAAGAGGAGGUAAAAGACAAAAUACAGGAAUUUGUAAAAGAAAAUGGUAUUGAUAUUUCUUUCAUCGAUGGUCGAUUAAGUAAGGACUGGUUGUGUGGCUUUUUGCAAUGCCAUCUGAAAGUAAUCCCAAGAAAAACAGAACACCUCAGCAAUGCGAGAGCCAAGGCUGAAGACCAUGAGGUCAUUAGGAAAUGGUUUCAGCUGGUCCAGAAAACUCUACAAGUUGCUGGAAUUAUCUGCCUACCAAGUCAAAUAUUUACCUGCAAUCAAAAAGGUUUUGUCACUGACCCAAAAACCCAAGUUGUGUUACCAGAAAAAGGUGCUACUAGAGUGACCCAGUGCAUUGGUGGCUCAGGACGCGAGCAAAUAACUGUAAAUUUUGCAUGCUCUGCAAGCGGCCAGAUACUGCCACCUUAUGUUGUGUACAAAGGAAAAAAUUUGUAUUGUCGGGGUGGCUCUGAUGGAGCUGUUUAUAUGACAACACAUGCUUCAGCACCUGCUGCAACACCUGCUUCAAAAAUUGCAGGACCUUCAAACAUCAUUGACAUUUCAGCACCUGCAGGACUGCAAACAUCAUUGUCUACUUCAUCAUCAGGAAAGUCUUCUAUUAGAGACUUUUUUCUCAAAGAACUUCAGCCUAGAUUUGCCCAAACUUCAGGACUUCGCAGGUUGGUUAGAGUCUCCAGGUUUCGCUAUGGAGAAAGCCUAACAGGUGAUAAAUGUUUGAAGCGAUUGAGAGAUAAAGCAGCAAAGAAAGAUAACACUCCAAGAGAAAAGACUAUCAGAAAAAAAAAUCUUCCAGCUAGAGAUGAUAGGGACAGUAAUGAGGAGGACGAUAUUGUGUGCCUAAAGUGUAAUAUUUAUGGAGGUCACGGAGAACAGUGGGUCUGCUGUGACUUAUGUGAUGGUUGGUAUCAUGUUAAAUGCACAGAAGUUCCAGAUGGGGUUGAUAUUGAAGCCAUGGAAUGGAUCUCGUGUAUUAGUGUACAAAUAAAAGGUUACUCAAAAAACUUGUUUGUUUGUUUGGGUUUUGGUAGUAAUCAACAAAUAUCUGUUCGAUGGCAGAAAACAAAAUCAAAUAGUUUUGGAGUUGGAAAUGGUGUUUGUCAAGGAAUUUAUAACACUAUUAGUUGUGCUAUUGGUUGGUUAGAGCAUGGAAACUAUUGCUAUUUUUUUCAAAGUGAAAAAAAAAACUGGAAAGAUUCUCUUUCUUUUUGUGAGAAUCGACAAGCAAGCUUGUUAAGUUUAGGAGAUAUAGAAGAAAGUUUAUUUAUCAUUAACAACACACAAGACCAUUAUUACUGGAUUGGUCUCAAUGAUAUUCAAGUAGAGGGAACUUUUAAUUGGUCUGAUAAUACAACGUCACUGUUUGUUAAUUGGAAAUUAAAAAGCAAAGAACCAAAUGGUGGUAUAAAGGAAAACUGUGUAUUAAUUGACUCAAACGGGCUAUGGAUCGACUAUUCUUGCAACGAGAUUUUUAUGUCCAUUUGUAAAUUGAAAAAGGUAUCACUAAACUCAAAAGAAGUAGCAACAAUAAAAAAAAGGAAAGAAAAAAGAAAGAAAACAAAGAAAAAGUUAAGUAAAAAAAAUGGUUUUACUAGUUUUGACAAUCAAAGUAACAACACUGUACACGUUGCUUUAAUCAGAGAAAAAAAUAAUAUUGAAUAUAGUAAAUUUCAUGAAUACGCAUCAUUUACUAAAAUUCUGACGGCACCUUCUAAAAAUCUAAUCAAUGAUUUAUUUAAUGGAAGCAAAGUCAAUUCAGAUAAAAAACACAAAAGAGCUAGAAGAUAUGUUCUUCAAGGAACCAAAUGGAAUAAAAAGAUUCUUACUUGGAGACUUUGGAAUGUUAAUAAUAAAAGACUAUCACACUAUUAUGUAGAAAAUACACUACAAAAAGCUUUUAAUAUUUGGGAAAAUUAUUCAGACUUGAAUUUUCAAAAGCUUAAUUUUAGUUUAAAUAGCGUGGCAGAUAUAGAGAUAAAGUUUUUAGAAGGGAACCAUGGUGACAAUUAUCCAUUCUCUGUUGGAGUCUCUUCACAUGCUUUUUAUCCUCAAAUUCAAUUUGGUAUUGCAGGUGAUAUUCAUUUUAAUAAUGAUUAUAAUUUUACUAAAGAAUCGUUUUUGUAUGCUGCUGUUCAUGAAAUUGGACACAGUUUAGGGUUGGCUCAUGUUAACUUCAAGGGUGCAAUCAUGUAUUAUGCAAUAAAUAAAAGUUAUGUCAAGUUAAGUGAAGAUGAUAUCAUGGGUAUACAGGUUUUAUAUGGUCCGCCUAAAAAAAAUAAGACCAUAGUUGUACCAAUAUCACCAUUGCCAACAAAUAAACCUACUGUAACAAUAUCAUCAUUGCCAACAAAUAGCCCUACUGUCAUAACACCACCAUUGCCAACAAAUAGCACUACUGUUUCAAAUAGUUUUAGGCUGCGAGCAUGUCCUGAUGUUAAUACUGAUAAAGUCAGUUGUGAAGUUGCUGAUGCAGGUGAUUGCAUGAAUGACUCUGGGUGCAAAAGUAUUGAUGAAAAAUGUUGUAGUGAUGGGUGCAUUUAUUAUUGUAUUAAAAUAGAAUUACCUCAUAUUGAAAUAAAUCAUAUCACAAAAAAUCCUCCUGAUUUCACAAAAAAUAAAAGAGGAAAGCAGUUGUCAUUAUCAGUUAUCAUAAUUGUUGUGACAUCAAUUACUGUAAUAGUUGUUUUUAUUGUUGUUGUUGUUGUAAGGUUAAAAAGAAGGCGUUUGAAAAAAUUUAAAUCGCACAGGCUGUUGUGGGCUUACAAAAAAAAAAAUGAUAUUCAGGAAUUGUUAUCAGAUAGUUGGGAGAUUUUUCCUGAAAACAUAACAUUAGGCAGCGCAAUUGGUAAGGGGGCAUUUGGUACUGUCUACUUUGGAAAAAUUAACUCAGUGGUUUUUGCUAAUAAAGAUAAUCCUAAAAGAAAAUUUCUUGAUUUCAAGAAUGAUUCAACUUCGAAUGUUGCUGUGAAAUUGUUAGAAGAGGGUGCAACUCAAUCUGAAUUUAAUGACUUUCUUGAAGAAAUUAAUCUAAUGAAAGAAAUUGGAUAUCAUAAGAAUGUUCUUAAUUUGAUUGGUUGUUCUACCGUUAAGAAACCUUUUUGUAUAAUUGUUGAGUUUAUGGAGAAUGGAGAUUUGUUGCAUUUCUUGAGAAAUAGGCGCAACAAACUUUUUGCAUCAAAAGAUCACGGAGAGUUAACAGGAAAUUUUAUGUACAACCAAAGCUUUAAAAAUUCUCUUGAGAAAAUAAAUAAAAGUUGCAGCAUCAAAGUGUUACCAGGUGAUAAUACACUACCUGAUAUUAAAUGGAUAACACCUGACGAUCUCCUUAGUUUUGCAUGGCAAGUGGCAUCAGGAAUGGAAUAUCUUUCGAGUAAGAAACUAAUACACCGAGAUCUGGCCGCAAGAAAUAUUUUGGUAGGCGGUUUUAAAAACGUUAAAAUAUCUGAUUUUGGUUUGACACGGAAAGCCGAUGAUGAAUUAAAGUAUGUUGCAGAUAAACAUUUUCGUUUACCAAUCAAGUGGAUGUCACUUGAAGCUAUAAAUGACCAUAUCUUCUCCACAUUUAGUGAUGUUUGGGCGUAUGGUGUUGUUUUAUUUGAAAUUGUUACGUUAGGAGGCACACCUUAUCCAACAAUAAAUAAUUCUGACCUUUUGGCCCGUUUAAAUUCUGGUUACAGAAUGGAAAGACCGGCAAAUUGUUCGCAAUCUAUGUAUGAUAUCAUGUUGCAAUGUUGGAAUAAAGAACCAUUACAGCGACCUACCUUUACUGAAUUACGAGAACGUUUUGAUAAAAUAUUGUCUCAAGCUAUUCCAUACUUCAGCUUUGACAUUGAUGAAAAGAAUGUAUUUUAUCAUACCGCCUCCUUUAAAAGUGUACCGUUGGAAAAACAUCAUAAUGUAACACUAAAAAAAUAAGUUCUUUAAAAUAGUGCUUUUAAAAUUGAUAAUAAAAAUAAGGAUUAAGCUUGUAAGAUGGAAGAAAGGAUUUAAAUGUAUACAGUUGUCUCAAAUAUAUCUAUAUGUAUGUACGUAUGUAUGUAUGAAUGUGUGUAUGUAUGUAGGUUUUUUAAACUAUUUUUUGAAAAAUUAAAUAUGUUUCAUAAGACUUUUAUAGUAAUA
Molecule: messenger RNA, 4419 nt
Organism: Hydra vulgaris (swiftwater hydra)
Lineage: Eukaryota; Metazoa; Cnidaria; Hydrozoa; Anthoathecata; Hydridae
Product: tyrosine-protein kinase receptor torso
Biological process (GO): multicellular organism development; proteolysis; protein phosphorylation
Cellular component (GO): signaling receptor complex; extracellular matrix; plasma membrane
Molecular function (GO): ATP binding; metalloendopeptidase activity; zinc ion binding
Source: RefSeq, a predicted model, not a curated record